This is a messenger RNA of Meloidogyne enterolobii, 3144 nucleotides long. The record is from the annotation of a GenBank genome assembly. Lineage: Eukaryota; Metazoa; Nematoda; Chromadorea; Rhabditida; Meloidogynidae.
AUGGGGCAUCAACCAACUACUGAUAUUUCUAAUCCUUUGGUUGAUACAAGUUGUGAUUGUGACGGAAAUGCUGAGGAAUUAAAAACUAGUCCAAAACGAAGAAAAGGAUAUAUUCCCUACUCAACAAUUUAUGAAAGUCAAAUUGAAGUAAGAAAAAAUGGUUAUUGGAUUCCUUGUCUUCCUGUUGAGGCAACAAUUAUUAAAGUACAAAGAGAUACUUCUACUGGAUAUCAUAUUUUAAAUCCUUUUAUUUAUACAAUUGAACUUGAACAUGGUCGGUACAAAUGGAGGGUUCUCAAAAGAUACAAAGACUUUUCUUAUUUAUCAAGUCGUUUAAUGGCACACAGAGCUGCUGAAAUGUUUAAAGCGCCAGUUAGAAGAGCAAGACAUCGAAUUGAAGAAGUAAUUGAAGGGACAACAAUUGAAGAAGAGGAUAAGCAAAAACAAGGAAAAGAGUCGAAUUUAUAUCCGGUAUUUACUCUCUCCAAGUCUCCUGAGAUUGAUGAUUACAAUGAGGGCUGUGUUGCUGAUUCUACUUGGGAAACAAGUGGAGUUUCUAAAACUUCAAAUGAAAAUAAUUCAAUCAACAAUUUUUCACAACAAAAUUCAACACACCAAAUACCGUUAAAAUUCCAAGCAGCUAAUCAAUUACCCCAUUUUCCUGUUUUACCUGAUUCUGUUCUGUCAGACACUCAAAUGCAGGAAAGGGCAAAAAGAUUGGAGAAAUGGCUUAGAUCUGUACUUGAAAUUCCAAUAAACAGGGAAUAUCACGAAACGGCAGAAUUUCUCGACGUCUCUCGUUAUUCUUUUAUUAAUGAACUUGGUGGAAAAUACAAAGAAGGAAAAGUAAAGAAACGGCCCGGUGGUAACAAAGUAUAUAUUGGGUGUAAACAAUUUUGCCUUAGUUGGCUUCUUCCUUGGAGCAGAAGAUGGUUAAUGGUCAAGGAUACUUAUGUUGCAUAUAUGGAUCCCUCAAAUGAGCAAAUACGUCUUGUCCUCCUUUUCGAUGAACAAUUUGAAAUUAAUUCACACGAGCUUUUAAUUAAUACAAAACAACGUCCUAAAGAAUUUGUUGUUUCUAAUCUUCAACAUGUUUUAAUGUUAAAAUGUUCAACAGAAGAAGAUACUCAAGAUUGGGUAGAUACAAUUAAAAAUUGCACUGAAGAAAGAAGUGGGCAAAUUUGGUUACAUAAAAAGCGAUAUGGUUCUUCAUUUCCUCAACGAUUAAAUUCUUAUUGUCAAUGGUUUGUGGAUGCAAAAGAUUGUUGGGAAAAAGUCUCUUCACUUAUUGAAAUGGCUAGAGAAGAAAUUUUUAUUGCAGAUUGGUGGUUGAGCCCAGAAAUAUUUUUACGACGUCCUAUGGCUGAAGGUAAUCACUGGCGUUUGGAUUACACAUUAAAAAGAAAAGCGGAGAAGGGUGUAAGGAUAUUUGUUCUUGUCUACAAGGAAAUGGAGAUGGCUUUGGGUCUAAAAAGUUUAUAUUCCAAAAAAUUGCUUCAAGGUCUUCAUCCAAAUAUAAAAGUUAUGCGCCACCCUGAUCAUUAUCUUGGUUCUGGAACAUUCUUUUGGGCACAUCACGAGAAGUUGUUAAUCAUUGAUCAAUUGAUUGCUUUUGUAGGCGGAAUCGAUUUUUGUUAUGGACGUUGGGACGAUUCAAAGCAUUUACUUACUGAUUUGGGUUCUGUUCAGUUUGCUGAUCAAUCUACUAAAACAAAAGUCUCAGUUUCCACAACUGGUGAUUUUCAAGAAAUUAAAUUAACUGAAGAGCAUGAAACUAAUGUUCAAGAGAAUGGUGAAAAUGUAAAAAUAUUAGAAAAAACAAUCAUUGAUGGAAAUAAACCAGCACAAGGUGGUCGUUUUAAAGAUGUAAUGCAACGUGCAGUGGACAGAAUUCGUUCUAGCCGUUCAAGAGAAGCAACUCCAACAACAACAAACACUCCAAACCAAUUAUCAACUCCUGAGGAAGCUUUUACAUCCGAAAUAAAGAAUGUUACUCCAAGUAUACGUUUCAAUAAUUUUACUGGAAAUUUGUCAGCAUUAGAAGAGCACGAUUCCACAUCAAUAACUAAUGAAGAAAAUUCUACAAGAAAUUUUGAAAGCAAUGGAACUGAAAAAAUAGAUAAAGCAAAAGAAAAAAGAAAUUCUAUUGGGGCUAUUGCAUUGCUUGCUUUUCCAAUGGAACCUAAACAGCGAACUUUGGUGAGAAGAGUUGUUUCUAACUUGAGACCAGAAAAAGCAAGACGUCGAUGGAGAUUGGCAUUACAACCAUCAGAAGAAACACAUGAUGAAUAUAUUGUUAAUUAUUGUCGUCUCCAAGAUUCAAAAGUAGAUAUGUCAGGACUUCAAGGUGCUGGUAAAUUGUGGCCUGGAAAGGAUUAUGUUAAUUUUGUUCACAAAGAUUUUGUUGAUGUUGAUAUCGCAUUUAGUGAUUUCAUUAAUCGCUACGAUAAACCAAGAAUGCCAUGGCACGACAUCCAUUCUAUUGUUUAUGGGUCGGCGGCCAGAGAUGUAGCCAGACAUUUUAUUCAGCGAUGGAAUGCCACAAAGACAGAAAAACUCAAAGACAACAAUGCUUAUCCCUAUCUCGUUCCAAAAUCAUACAAUUCCGUUCGAGUGCCAAAAAUAUUCUUUAGCCCCGAAACUCAACGUGUCGAAGUUCAAGUUUUACGUUCAGUUUCUCAUUGGUCAACAUUAAUUGACAAAACAGAAGAUAGUAUUCAACAGGCUUAUGUGUCCUUAAUUGCAAAUUCUCGUCAUUAUAUUUACAUUGAAAAUCAGUUUUUUGUUUCAUUAAUUAACAGUACGGAUGUUAAUAAUGAAAUAUGUCGUGUCAUUUGUGAUAGAAUAAUCAGAGCCCAUCGGGAAAAUGAAACAUUCCGUGUUUUUAUAUUAAUUCCACUUUUACCUGGUUUCGAGGGCGAUAUUGGUGCUACUUCUUAUUCUGCAUUGUUGGCCGUCCUCCAUUGGACAAUGCUUUCAAUUGCUAAAGGAGAACAUUCAAUGGUUGAGAAUUUAAGGCUAGCUGGUGUUGAUAAUGUACAGAAAUAUAUUUCUUUUUGUUCACUUCGCACUUGGGAUUUACUUUGUGGGAAAAUGGUUAUCUUUUUAAAUUUAUUUUUAAAUUUUUUGUCAACUUUUAGGUAA